This is a messenger RNA of Cladocopium goreaui, 2646 nucleotides long. NCBI's taxonomy places the organism in Eukaryota, Dinophyceae, Suessiales, Symbiodiniaceae. The record is from the annotation of a GenBank genome assembly.
AUGCCGAGGGUCGAUACGGGAGUCAAAUGGAGUCAAUACGCCACGCGCGAAACUCGAGAAACUCGGGAAGCUCGUGAGGACGAGCGAAGUGUGGAGCCAGCCAUCGCAUCGUACAGCGACGACGACAUCGACGACGAUUUUGAGGUCAUUGACUUGGAUACCUUGGAAGUGGACGACCUGGUCAUCGUUCGGGAGGACUUCAUUAGCGACAGCGAUGAUGGCGAGGAAUUGCUUCGUGGGCAACGGGGACAAAUUGUGGAGAUCGAUGUGGAUGGGGAUGCGUACAUACGUUUCAGAGAACACCGCAAGAAGCAAUGGGUCUACAGCCAAAACUUCAUGUACCUGGCCAAGGUUCUCUUUGAUAAGGGGGACGCAGUGGUUGCGAGGCGAAGUUUCGAAUGCGGGAGCAUGCAUGUUCGACGAGGGCAGAGGGGCGGCGUGUGCCGUGUGGAUGCCGGUGGCGAUGUGUUGAUCAGCUUCAGCGGCGACUUGGGGGAGCAAUGGGUCCAAUACUACAGCUUGGUGUUCUUGGAGAAGGAGAAGCCCAAAGCAGCUUCUGGAGCCAAGGAGGCCAAGCUCUGGUUGUACAAUCCGCCGCAUUUUCGCGACGUGGCCAUCCGUACCACUCCUUCCAUCGAAGGUCCAAGGACCAACUUGACCCUGAGACCUGGCCAGCGCUUCAUGGUUUCGGAGGAAAUCAUUGGUUCUGACGGCAUCCUGUACUUGAGACUAGCUGAUGGUACUGGCUGGAUGUUUGAGAGCAAACCUGGUAGUGGCACACUAUGUGUCCCUCAGGCUGGCGGAAUGCCCAAGGACCUCCUGGCACGGCUGGGCGGUCCUGCAGGUCGACAGGAGGACGAUGACAAGAUCAUGCAUGUGGAGGAUGCGAAGGCAUUUCUCAUUAGCAUGGACAAGGUUCUGGCCUCGAAGCCAGUGCAGUCACUUGUGGAAGGCCUGCGCGAGGUUCCAGGUAACAAGCAACAUCUGACAGAGGUGCAGAAAGGGCUGGAGAUGGAACUGGUUCGAGAGAAGGCCAAGCGGCUGCUGGUGGAUGCUUGCAAAGGCGUUUUCAAGCGCUUUGGCUUCGAGGUGUCCCAAGAAGGCCAGGAGGAGCUGAUCGAAGCGCUGCGGGAACACGAGCACGAUGACACGGUCUACAUCGUGGCCACCAACAUCGAGAUGGCCUUGCAGAUUCCCGCGGGAGGCUGGUUUGGCCUUACCCAGCUGCGGAAAGGGAUGGAGGUUGCCGUGAACGAGCUUGGCCCGGGCGAGUUGCUGGGGAAGACAUCGGCGCUGGAGCGUUUCCACAAUGGAAAAUGGCAACUGCGCUUUGGCGACGAGGUGACCUUUCUGGCUCCGGAACAGCUGGAUCUCCGGCCAGACCCACAAGCGCAUAAGGAGUUGGCAAAGCAAAGGAAUCGGAAGGUGUCCAUGAAGGAGGAAGAUUUGGCGCAUCAGGCGCAGCUGAUGUCUUCCACAGCCGCUGCGCGCAAACAUCUGCCGUCCGGCGGUAAGGUGCCAGAGAAGGCUCCCUGGUGGCAAACAUGCUUUGACCGUGCUAGCUCCCGCGCAGACAGCAGGAGACUGGAACGAGAGUACUUGGCUCUUGCUUCUGGAUCUGAGGAAGCCUUUUGCGAGAGUUUGAAGCAAGGGAGGAAGGUGGCAAAGUCCCCCUGGCCGCCCCUGGCCAUCCAAGAUGAACCCCUGCGGCCGGUGCACCAGAUGAUCGAGGAGAUCGAAGCUGCCGAUCACAGGGACCAGGUGCAGCAGAGCUUUCGCGCCCUGGCGCGUCGCCCCCGGGCCGCAGCAAGUGCAAGCUCCAACCUUUCCACCGUUUCCGGAACGUCAAGCUCCAGUCAGCCAGGUCGAAGAAGAGGUGCCUUCAGUAGUCGCGCAGGAGCCCUGCGGGAGGAGGAGGAGGAGAGACAAGCAAUACCCGAAGCGGAGGAGGAGGAGGAUUCUGAUGAGCUGAGGAGUGCUGAGGCUCACGCCCAACGCGGCGAUCUCAGGCCACUGCUACGACAACAGAAGUUUGCGUGUGCUCGGAAAGAUGCUGCCUUGCGGCUCAUGACGGGCAACAUCGAGGGCGAUGCCGGGACUUUGGCUGUGGAGGGGCGAAACCAAGAGCUGCCUCCCCGCCUUACCAGGGCGCAGUGCGCACAAGAAGAGUUUGAACGUCAGCGAGCGCGAUGGCACUUGCACAUGCUCUUGGGGCAGGCCAAGGGAACUUGGGAGCUUUGGAAGAAGGUCUGGCGCGUGGAAGCAAUCCACGUGAACGCAGCUGGCAGGAGAGACCGGCCCCCGCGUCCUGGACUGGGGACUUUGGUGGCCUUCCCAGUUUCAGUGAUGGCCCUGGAUUCUUCAAAGGCGGAUUUCCAUAGCGCUUGCCACCCCGGUGAUUUCGACAUGAGGGAGCCACUGCGGGCCAAUGAAAAAGACAUGCACGCAGGGUGCGAUCUUAUGACAUUUCGCAGCAUUUGGGAACGGGCCACCUAUGGAACCAUGGAGACGAUGGUAAUGGGGCAAAUGAUCAUCCAGUACUAUCCAAUACCAAGCCAUGUUGGUUGGCUUUCAAUAACCAGCCAGGUUGAGGCGCGGACCACAGCCCCCCACAGGAACGUAAGGCAGCGGUCGAUUGUGCAAUAA